This is a messenger RNA of Myiozetetes cayanensis, 6838 nucleotides long. It is a transcript of the gene TRIM36, whose product is annotated as tripartite motif containing 36. The record is from RefSeq and is a predicted model, not a curated record. Bases 119 to 2305 code for a protein of 728 amino acids. Gene Ontology annotation, molecular function: zinc ion binding; protein binding. The transcript is spliced from 11 exons. Lineage: Eukaryota; Metazoa; Chordata; Aves; Passeriformes; Tyrannidae.
CCGCUCCGCGCUCCCCGCUCGCCAUUUUGCGCCGGGCGCCGCCGCGGGCGCUCCCCGUCCGCGUCCUGGGCUGACGGCGCCCGCCGGAGCCGGCGGAGGAGGAGGAGGAGGCACCGGGAUGGAGGGUGACCGGCCGGAGAGCCCGGUUGCCAUUAAGGGUAUCGAAAGAGAGCUUAUCUGCCCAGCAUGCAAGGAGUUGUUUACCCAUCCACUGAUCCUUCCGUGCCAGCACAAUGUCUGUCACAAAUGUGUGAAAGAAAUACUUUUUGCGUUUGAAGACUCUUUUGCUGAUGGAGGCUCUGAAUCCUCUAAUCAGAGUAGUCCUCGAAUCAGAAUCUCUGCUUCUAGCAUGGACAGAAUUGACAGGAUUAGUAGAUCAGCCUCACAGAGGAGGUCUUUUGGGUGGAGAGGCAGAAAACGCAAUUCACUGACUCCUAGAUCGACUUUGUUUCCUUGUCCGGGUUGCCAGCGGGAUAUUGAUCUCGGAGAACGGGGCAUCAAUGGCUUAUUUCGCAACUUUACUUUGGAAACCAUUGUGGAAAGAUAUAGACAGGCAGCCAGGGCAGCCAUUGCUAUUAUGUGUGAUUUCUGCAAACCUCCUCCUCAGGAGUCUACAAAAAGCUGCAUGGACUGCAGUGCAAGCUAUUGCAAUGAAUGUUUCAAAAUACACCAUCCUUGGGGAACUCUGAAAGCCCAGCAUGAAUAUGUAGGACCAACCACCAACUUCAGACCCAAGAUUUUGAUGUGUCCAGAACAUGAAAUGGAGAGGGUAAACAUGUACUGUGAAAUCUGCAGAAGGCCUGUUUGUCAUCUCUGUAAACUGGGUGGAUGUCAUGCAAACCAUAGAGUAACAACCAUGAGCACUGCCUACAAAACCCUUAAGGAGAAGCUUUCAAAAGAUAUCGAGUACCUCAUCAGUAAGGAGAGCCAGGUGAAAGCUCACAUCACACAGCUGGAUCUGCUACUGAAAGAAACAGAGUGCAACAGUGAAAGAGCUAAACAAGAAGCAUCUCAGAGUUUUGAGAAAUUAUAUCAUGUCCUGGAAGAGAAGAAAUCUGCAGCUCUUAGGGCAAUUGAAACUUCUAAGAAUAUAAGGCUGGAAAAAUUACAAACGCAAGUGGAAGAAUAUCAAGGGCUCCUGGAAAAUAAUGGCCUUGUAGGAUAUGCUCAAGAAGUGCUUAAAGAAACUGAUCCCUCUUGUUUUGUUCAAACAGCAAAACAACUUCAUGUCAGAAUCCAAAAAGCUACUGAAUCUCUGAAGACCUUUAGGCCAGCAGCUGAAACUACUUUUGAAGACUUUGUGGUGGACACUGCUAAACAAGAAGACAUCCUUGGUGACUUGUCCUUCCAUUCUAAUGGUCUAGAAAUACCAGAAAUCAAUGAAGAGCAGAGCAGAAUGUACAACAAAGCUCUGAUCAGUUGGGAAUGCCCUGGGAAGACAGACUCAGCUGACAUCUAUGUUCUUGAGUAUCAUAAGCUUAAUAGAGAUGAGGAGAAUGUGACAUGGCAGAAGAUUGAAGUUUGUGGCCAGACCAAAGUAGUGUCUGAUCUAGAUGAUGACAGCAGCUACGCCUUUAGAGUUCGAGGAUAUAAGGGGUCCAUCUGUAGCCCUUGGAGCCGAGAAGUUAUUUUGCGUACACCUCCAGCUUCAGUUUUCAGUUUUCUGUUUGACGACAAAUGUGGAUACAACAAUGAACAUCUCCAGCUGAACCCAAGAAGAACUUCUGUGGAAAGUAGGGCUGGAUUUCCUUUACUGCUGGGAUCUGAGCGCCUGCAGGUUGGAUGCUACACAACUCUGGAUUACAUCAUUGGUGACACUGGGAUUGCCAAAGGGAAGCACUUCUGGGCCUUUCGUGUGGAAGCCUAUUCAUACCUGGUGAAAGUGGGAGUUGUUCCUAGCAACAAGAUACAGAAAUUGUUCCACAGUACCCAUGAUGUGACCAGUCCAAGAUAUGAGCAAGACAGUGGUCAUGACAGUGGGAGUGAAGAUGCCUUCUUUGACUCAUCACAGCCUUGCACGCUGGUCACUUUAGGCAUGAAAAAGUUCUUUAUCCCCACUACACCUGCUGCUCCCAAGGAUCCAGCAAGCAGAAUCCUUCCCCUGCCGUCGUGCCUGGGCAUUUGCCUUGACUGUGACAGAGGCAGAGUAGGGUUUUAUGAUGCAGGCCGUAUGAAAUGCCUUUAUGAGUGUGAGGUGGAUUGCUCUGGCAUAAUGUACCCAGCAUUUGCUUUAAUGGGUGGUGCAGCAGUUCAUCUUGAGGAAGCUGUCAUAGCAAAGUACGGAGAGUACAAUGACGACAUCUAGCGCAGUAGUCUCUUCCCAUUGCUGUUUCAAGAUGCAAAAUGAAAGCAGAAGAAUUCUACCUUAGUUUUCGGUCCUGAUUAAUUAUAUUCUACCUACAUGUUGCUCACAAGCCUCUGGCCUGUGUUUUUUUGAGAUAAAGAGUCCAGGCGCUUUCCACACUAAAGAAAUUCUCCUGCCUUUCUUGUCAUCUAUGCAGUGCUGUCCUCCAGAGACUUUUUUUAUGGGGGAAGCAGGGAAGAAGUUUGACUAGCAACCAAAAUUUACUCUUCAGGACUAGCAACCAAAACUUACUCUUCAGGGGUAGAAAUCUGCCUUUUAUUUAACUCAAAUCCUUACAUAGUCAGUUUUGUAUUUAAUGAAGUCAAAACUGACAGUUUGUGAUUGCCAUUCUUCUUUUAAGAAAUCUGCCUGAAUGCCUCUGAGGGGUCAAUGCUUUCCAGUUAACCCUUGAGCACCAGUUGGGCCUUUCAGCACAAAAUAGUAUUUGAAAAAAUACAAUAUAAAACGGGAAGAAAUUAGAAAUCAGAAAUGCCGUUGAACAUUUAAGUUAUAUUGGAAAGAGGAGGGUAAACUUGAAUCUGAUUGCAUGCUGUAUACCUUUAAUGUGAUUGUAAGCUGAAACUCAAGUUCUGGCACAUGGUGUCAUAUAGUUGGUGGCCUGAUGGUAAGUUUCUUUACUCUUCCAGACUUUUACUAUAAGCUAUUUAAAAUAACGUGCAAUUUUACCUUAAAUGUCAGAAUUUGGAGUCAAAACUCAGAAGUGUUUGCAUGUAUGAAUAAUAGUACCAGGUGUUUAAGCAAAAGCAAGGGAGUUACUGACGUGAGUAAUCAUAUGUGAACUUGAAAAAAAUCAGGUAUUUCUUUUAAUACUCACUCUUAUAGGUUAAUUUUUUAUCUAGUAACAGCUUGGGUUUUUCUUAGUAAGAUUGCUAAAAGUGCACUGAUUAAGUUUUGAGACCUAAUUUCUGCCUUAAAGGAUGUCUCCCUUCAGAUUUCAGUUCCUGUAAUGUUAAAAACUGUAUCACACAGUAUUUUUUCCAAGAGUCAUAGAAACACAGAAUGGCUUGGUUUGGAAGAGACCUUUAAAGACUGUCUAGUUCCAAUGCUCAUGUCAUGGCAGGGGCACCUUCCACUUGACCAGGUUGCUCAAAGCUAUGUCCAACCUGACCUUGGGUUGGGACCAGGGAUGGGAAACCACAGCUUCCCUGGGAAACCUUCUCCAGUGUCUUAGCACCCUUAUUGUAGAAAUUUCUUCCUUAUAUCCAAUCUUAAUCUAAACUCUUUUAGUUUAAAAGCAUUGCCCCUCAUCCUGUCUCUACAGGCCUUGGUAAAAAUCUCUCUCUCUCCCCCUCACUCCAUCUUUCUUUUAAGCCCUUUUCAUAUAUUGAAAGGUUGUAAUAAGGUCUAUCCAGAGCCUUCUCUUCUCUAGGCUGAACAACUCCAGCUCUUUCAACCUGUCUUCACAGGAGAGGUGUUCCAGUCCUCUGACAAUUUUUGUGUUUCUCCUCUGUACUGGGAGCCCCAGAGCUGAAUGCAGUACUCCAGUGGGAGAAUCACCCUGAUGGCCACCCAGCAGCCCAGGAUACUUUAUGCGCUGCAAGCACACAUUGCUGAUCAUGGCCAAUUUUUCAUCCACCAGGAUGAUCAAGACCUUUUCUGUAGGGCUGCUCUCCAUCCCCCAGUCUGUACUGGUACUGGGGAUUAGCUGGAUCCAGGUGCAGGACCUUGUGCUCAGUCUUGGGGUACCUCAGGAGACCCACAUCAAGACUGGUACCAGUACAGACCCUUGAGGGACACUACUCAUUACUGGUUUCCACUUGGGCAUCGAGCUAUUGACUGUGAUUCUCUGGAUGUGGCUAUCCAGCCAAUUCCUUAUCCACUGAACAGUCCAUCCAAUCAAACCCAUAUUUUUCAAGUUUAGAGAUAAGAAUGCUGUGGAGGAUCCUAUCAAAGCCUUACAGAAGUCCAGGUAUAUGGUAUCUGUCACUCUUCCCUUAUCCACUGAUGCAGUCACAUGGUCACAGAAGACCAUCAGGUGAAUCAGGCAUGUGAACUCCUGUUGGCUGUCCCUGAUCACUUUCUUGUCUUCCAUAAGUUUUGACUUACCUUCCAGGUGGAUCUGUUACAUGAUCUUACUGGACAUGGAGGUGGACUGCCUCUAUUUAUAGAAACCUAUAUAUAAAAAAAUAGGUUGCUUCCACUGUCAACUUGUGGAAAAGUAAGGAUCUAAAGUGAAGGAUGUUUCUGAUAAAUACUUGGUGCUUUCUAAUUUGGGGAUAUGCCUUCUAAUUUGGGGAUAUGCUUUCUAAUUUGGGGAUAGUGUUGCAUCUUGAUGAAUGUGUGUGAAGUAUGCUUACUAAGUACAUGUAUACAGCUGUAGAGCUGUGAAAUGGGACCUGAAAAUCACAAUACAGUUAAAUGAAUGUAGGCCAUAAUGCAAAACUUUUGUGGGCUUUGCUGUCUGAACUGUUGUAUUGAUCUGAUCUGUACAGAUCCACCCCUCCCAGUGUUCUCUCUCCUAAGCCUCUGACUGGUGGCCACUGUCAGAAAAAAUUGACAGAAAUGUUAUCUGCUCCAAGGUGAGCAUGACAGCCCACCUGGGGCUAGAAAGGCCCAGCAAGGGCAAUUUCUUGUCUAGGUCUCACCUGCAAGUGUUUCUGUCUUGGUAAUGCUAUAUGUGGAAGUGCACUCCUCAGCUUCAGUGUGGGCUUUGAAAAGAAGCAUGAAAGAAAACACUUUCAUGUCCCAGACAGCAGAUGUGAAGCAAGGGAUAUCUUCUGGAAUUUUCUCCUGCAGGAGAAAAGGCAAGUUGUCCCCCACUAGUUAUCCUUUAGGUAAUUUCUUUUGUGAUAGGUGAUUAUCAUCAUAGCCUUUCAUCUCCAUCAUUCCUUCUCCUUCAUCUUUCCUGUUGCUGGAUUGAAGCCAUUGCCCUCUUCUCUGAGGGUGACUGAAGAAGCCCUCCAUAAGACACUCUGUUGCUGUGAGGGAUGAAAACAUUUUGAGUUUUCUGUCUUUCCAUAGCCCUAAAACUGUAUUUGCCUUUUUUAGUUGGUAGUAAGCUGAUUUUGAUGAAGAUUCUUCUCCCUUGGUUUCCAUGCAAUCCUGAUGUUUAGUUGUAAACAAGCUUUGCACAUAGGGGUUUCCCCACCUGAUGUGUUGUUUUGCAUUUGUUAAUGUUGAUAAUGCUUGUUUUUCUAGUCACUCAGUUCUGAGGGCCUUCUGCAGCUCUUCAGUCACUUCUAGACCUGGAUAUUUCUGACUAGCUUCAGAGGUAACACAAACAUGACCAUUUUUUUUUGUUGUUGUUUCCGGGUCUUGGAGUAAAUUAAGUUGUAAUAAGACACAGCAAGUCUUUCUGCUUUUAAAACUUUUCCUUCCUCCUACUUCUUUUACCCUUCAAUAUUUAUUAAACCACGAGUCAAACACUGAAAACUCUUACAUACUGGUACACUCUAUUGAGUAAGUGACACUUGUUUGAGUGCAGCGGUCACAUAGACCCAGGAGAAGGGAUUCUCACUUCAGUAGCUGUGACUUCUCCUAGUGUAUAAUUGGCAUUUGUUGGUUCAUCUACCAAACCUAACACUGGCUUAAAGCUAUAUCAUAGGGUUGAACUUUCUGAUUUCUUGUUUCCAGACCAAUUUUCCCUCCUUAGAGAAAUGUUUCACUUUUGAUUCCUGAGUUUCAGAAAUUGGUCUAAAUUAGAGGGUUUAUGUCGUGGUUAGCGCUCCGCAGUUCCACAUUUACAGUCUUUAUGAGCAUCUGGAUCAGUAUCACCAGAUAAAGGCCUUUUGCUACUUUAUGGAAAUAUUCGUAAGUGGAAAACUCUAUCUUAGAUACGAAGACAGUGUCUCAGACUCAUUGAUUUAUAAAAGGGGAUUACUGGUUUGAGAAUAUAGAAAUAAGAAAUUAAAAAUGUAAGGGUUUUUUUUUCCUACUGUAGUUCUAAAUUCAUUUCGGAUGUGUUCUGCUAUGCAAUUACUUACUCUGGGGGACAGAAACUGAUGCUACUUUAAAUAUUUAUCUACCUUUUGAUAUAUCUGUUUGUAUUUAUCUCAUUCUGAGUUUAAAGAUUGGUUUCGCUUUUGGUGUUACUUGAACACUGCUUAGUAUGCAUUCCAGACAGUACUCUUUGGUGCUUACUUCAGCUUAUUAAAUAAAAAAAACCCCACACUGUCAAGAGGCACUGACAACAUGCUGUGAUAUUUUUUCCACUACCAUGGAAGUGUCAACUUUCAAAAAUGCAGUUCAGCAGUACUUGCCUAUCCAGAUAAUUAUUUUUUCAAGUUUAUCCCUACGAAACAGCACUUUACAAUGUAGACUAAGCUAAAAAUGGUGUGGUAAUGUGUGGAUCUUUGUGCAAUAUAGCUGUUUGGUGACUAUGGUGUGACUUGCAAAGCUUCGUGCAGGUGUGAAUCAUGUAAACACUUUUUAGAUAAUCUAAAGCUUUAACAGAAAGGCCUUGUUUAAAAAUAAUCUGAAAUGUAAAAGUGGUGUCUUGUUUUUUUUUUUAAUAAAAGUUGAAAAUACAGUGUA